GUGCUGACGAUGGUGCACGACACCCAGAUUGAGGUACAAGCGCGUCGCACGGUGGCCACCUGGGCGCAGCAGGCACUCCUGGAGAAGAACCAGAUGAUUGAGCGUAUCGCCAGUGGCACGGGGCUCCCUCUUGGCGAUACUGAUGGGGUCAUCGUGGUUCAAGAGGAUCAAACCGCAAUGGCGUACUUCAAAGCAAAGCGCAAAGACGGCUCCAUUGGUAAGAGCAAGAAACCGCGCGAAGCAGUGGUUCUUUCAAUCAUGGAAGAGACCCUUCGCGUGCAGUUUGUCGGAAACAAGCGGCGACACGAGAUCCCGCAGAACUGGGUGGUGAAUUCCGCACCGUUGCCUGAUCCAAAGUUGCUGUCUUCUGGCUGCUCUCCGGAGAGGCUCGCCCGAGGAAAGCUCGCCAUCACCUUGCUCCGAAAUGAAAAAGCCAUUGUGGCGCUUGUCUUGGAGACAUUGAGUGAGGCGGCUGACAUGUUGGAGGAACUCGGCAACGGAGUGGAAGGGUACAAACAGCACGGCGACACAGAGAGUGCCGAUAAGUUGAUGAAGAUCAUUCGACAGUUUUUGGAUCGCGAGAUGGUGGAGCUGGACGAGGAGCUGGCUGAAUGCUUGCCAAAGUCGCUGGCCGACAUUCCAUCAGAUCCAGGACACAAGCCUUACUUGGACAAGCCGCUUUACAGCUUGCCAGAGGGCUACGUGGAUCCCAAGUUCUCUUCAGACAUGAUGCUGUUAGACUCCGAUUCGACCGGUGAAGGUGCUGCGGCCACGGAUGCAUCGGAUGGAUCCGACUGAAGCGUUGCGAAAAGCGCAUGGGUUGAGAAUUGAGAAUGCGACUGACACCGCCCCCUCAAUG
This is a messenger RNA of Cladocopium goreaui, 859 nucleotides long. The record is from the annotation of a GenBank genome assembly. Lineage: Eukaryota; Dinophyceae; Suessiales; Symbiodiniaceae.